AUGAGAAUUACCCGCAGAGUGAAGGGGUAAUCGGUAACGACGGGGAUUUCUCGUUAAACCGAGCGCUCCAACAGAUAUAUAAAUAUAAAGCAACAACAGAAUUUUCGCGGCUAAACCGAGCGACGUCUGCUUCCACUGGCGCGGAAUCAAAACCGAUGAACGAGAGAGGAAAAAGAGCGAGAGAGAUAGUUAUACCACGACUUUACUCCAAUUAUUCUUUUAAAGAUUUAUUUUCUCUGUCGAGCAGAAAAGUUGUUCGCACAUGUUUCAUUACGCGCAUUAAUAACGUUGCCGCGUAUUUGUUUCCUAGAAAUAUUGUUGAAAAACCAAUCGAAAACUAUUGUGAAUUUUUAUACAAAGACGAAGCGUCUCAUCUCCUUUUUACUAUGCAUCAUUAAAGUUUAUGCGCGGAAGAAAGCUAAAUUUCUUCUACCGUAAGUUUUAAUGGAAUUGGAUAUUGCAUCGGGUCGCGCGAAGAAAGGCAAAGUUCACCACAAAUGGAGAUACAAUAGAGUAAGAUGUGACUAGAUUUCACUGAGUGGAGAUUACACGGAGCAGCAAGCUACUCGGAGUUAGCGUCGAGAAUAUCAAGCGUCACGUAUAUUAAAGAGAGCAGAUUCAAAAACCAUGACAAAGUAUAUUAAUGAUUUGUGUCCCUCUCAAUUGGGCGCUAAUUUCAAAUUAUGCAUCUGCACAAAACGUACGACUGUAACAUUGUCUCUGAAAAUAAAUUUGAUACAAAGUAGUGAACAGAAGCAACGCAAAGUACAGAUUAUUCAAGUAAACGGAAUUUAUAAAAGACCCACGAACGCACGUCGUACGACGUGUUGUUUCUACCAAAAUGGCCCGAUAAAACUACACGCGGUACGAAAAAUUCAAAGUUUUAUGAACGAACCGUGAUACGUUUACGAUUCGCAUAACUUUCGCGCACGUCGCAUUACGAUCUAUAAUUUCGUGUCGAUUGCGGGUUUACUUUAACGCGUCGGGAUUUCGUGGCGUCUAUUGCGAGUUUCAAUGCAAUCGCGAAUAGGCUGUGUACGGGCUGUGCACGGUUGUAUACAUGUCGCGCGUUAAUCGGCCCGAUAACGUGAAAAAUUAAUGCGCGGGCUCCUGUCACGCGAUAAAGACAUCCUGUAUCGUUGACUCCAAUUAUACGGCGACUCGCGUGUGAAUCGACAAGAUAAACUUGUUCCUGCUACGUCCUGCUAGAGGAAGUUCUGGAAUUACGCGGCUAAAUACGCAAAGAUAGGAUUAAUCGAUCGUCUUGAUCGCUCCGAUUUCGUGAAUAAGAUUGCUGGCGGUUAGCAAAGAUACCUAGAAGGUACUUGAGGACGCUUAUCACACAAACUCUCCAAACACAACAGACGUAUCCGCAGUAAGUACCUGUCAUAGUGGGCGUCACAACGACUGACACGUACAAUGACAAUCUCGUGUGACAACACACCGAUAUCCCUUAAUCCUCGCUGACGGAGAUGCACACAUUCGAGGCGACACCGUAAACCAAAAGCAUAAAUCGAAGACCGAAGAGUGUGUUCUUGUGUUUUCGUGUGUCAAGGCGAACUUGUCCUGGGGCUUGUUAAAAAUCACUCCUGUGUCCGUUGCUGAGACGUCAACAACAAGUGUCUUACACGAUGCGACGCAACGACACGAUAAUUCGACGUGAUCGUGCCAACUGAAUGGGGUAAUUGUUGACGGAGGAAACUGAAGAGUGAUGGCACGUCGAGGUACGAUUCAUCUCGACGUGCAUGUGCACGUGUGACUUGCAGUGCCAAAGUGCGAGGGAAGAUCGGGAUCGUGUCGACGUGGAUCCUUGUGACGUAGCUUGACUUGGCUUGAGUUGCCAAACCGACUUCAACGUUGCGAUUCGUAUGCACAGGAAGCUCCUUGCAAUCUGUCAGGCGGGAAACAGGAUUACGGAUGUGACGAUACGAUGACGCGAGAUCCGCAACGACGGAGAGAUCAUUCUCGCACUGUAAAUCGGUGGAUCGCGAGGAUGGUCCUCCAAAUCCUGUUAAUACAGAAUUUCGUUACAUUUAAAGCCGUAGCUCAGAUAGCCGAAUGUCCGCCGUCAGAGACAAUUCCGGGCUGUCCUUGCUAUAACUUUGAAGACGGUCUCUUUCUAGAAUGCGCUGGCGCUACGGAAGAAACUCUAAAAACUACAUUACAAGGCGUGCUAAGUAUAAGCGGUACGGGCACGAUGGUACAGUCAUUGAGCGUUUACGAGCUUGACAAGAGCAUCGAGGAACUGAGAGAGGACGCUUUCCCGCCCGGAUCGCAAAUCAGGCAUCUCCAAAUAUCACAUUCAUCCUUACGCGAAAUAAGCGAGGGGGCCUUUACGAAUCUAAAGGAUAGCCUGGAAUCUUUGGCACUGGUUUCCGGCCGCUUAUCUCACGUGCCUCAAAAAUCAUUAGCCGACUUACGAAAGCUUGCUGCUCUGGAUCUCGAGACGAAUUUGAUACAGGAUCUUUCGUCCUACUGCUUUUAUGGCUUGAAGCUAAUGAAAUUGACUCUGAAGGGUAAUCAAAUAUCGAAAAUUUCCGAAUACGCGUUUGCGGGUCUCGAAGAUAGUCUCAGCGAUCUGGAUCUAGCGGAAAACAAGCUGAAGUUGUUUCCUAUGGCACCCAUGAGAAGACUCGAGAGUUUAGCUUCACUUAGGCUGGCGUGGAACGAGAUAUCGGAAUUACCCGACGACGGUUACAGUCUUCUUAGCUCCCUGUUGAUCCUCGAUCUGAGCAGUAACAAUUUUGAGAAGCUAGCUGAAGAUUGCUUCAGGCCCUGCCCGAUCCUUCACACUUUAUCUCUUUACUACAACUCCAUCGAGAGCAUUCACAAGGACGCCUUCGUAUCGUUGAAGGAUCUAGAAUCGAUCGACUUGAGCCAUAAUAAAAUCGUUUUCCUCGAUGUGACAACAUUUAAAGGAAACGAACGACUGCGCACGAUCGAGCUUAGUCAUAACCACAUUCACUACAUCGGCGGUGUAUUUGCGAGGUUGCCCGAACUGAGGGAACUUUAUCUGGCGGAAAACAAUAUUCUCGAGAUCCCGGGAGAUGCGUUCGCUGGCAGCGUUAGUCUCGCAGUGGUAUAUCUACAGCAGAAUGCCAUUCGAAGGAUCGACGCCAAGGGUCUCACGAGUCUCACGCAGCUGGCCCAAUUGCAUCUGAGUAACAACUACAUCGAGAAGGUGCCGCGGGAGUUCCUCGAACAUUGCGAAAACCUCUCGUCGCUCUCUCUAGAUGGUAACAAGAUCCGCGAACUACAACCGGGCACCUUUGUCAAGCUGCAUCAGCUGCGCGAGCUGCGGCUACAGGAUAAUCAUAUAACGGAGGUGAAGCGUGGCGUUUUCACGCCGCUUCCGGCGCUCCUCGAGCUCCAUUUGCAAAACAACGCCAUUACCUCUAUGGAAACGGGCGCGCUAAGAACGUUGAAUAGUCUCCAGCACGUUAAUCUACAGGGCAAUCAAUUGACUAUGCUCGGCGACGUCUUUCAGCUAUCCGCCUCGGAGUCGUCUUCCGGCGGAAGCUCUUUGGUGUCCAUUCAGUUGGACAGUAACGGCCUGGCAGUGCUGCACAAUGAUUCUCUGCGCGGCCAAGCGUCCGUCAGAAUCAUGUGGCUUGGCCACAACAAGUUGACACAUUUGCAAGCGCCUCUCUUCAGGGAUCUCCUUUUAGUGGAGCGUCUUUAUCUGACGAACAAUUCUAUAUCUAGAAUCGAGGACGGUGCUUUUCAGCCAAUGCAGGCUUUGAAAUUCCUCGAGCUUAGUAUGAACAAGCUGAGUCACGUAACGGCGAAAACGUUCUCGGAGUUGCACGAGCUCGAGGAACUAUAUUUACAAAAUAAUGGUUUGAAGCGGCUCGAUCCUUACGCGUUAACGGCGCUCAAGAAGCUGAAGGUAUUGGACCUGGCGAAUAAUUAUCUCACCGUUUUGCAAGACGCGAUUUUUCAGGAGGAUUUGCCAAUUAGGACGUUGAACUUGAAGAACUGUUCGAUAAUCACGAUAGAGAAUGGUGCCUUUCGCGGACUCAAUAAUCUGUUCGAUCUCAAUUUGGAUGACAAUCUUCUCACAGCAUCGGCGCUUCUGAAUUUGCACAUCCCUGGUCUUCGAACAUUAGUGGCAUCCGGUAACAACUUCAGUCAGAUUACGGAACACUGUUUCAACGGGCUGCCAUCUCUACAAGAGCUGCUCCUGGACGAUUCGCAAAUAGGCCAGCUGCCGGAAACUAUCUUCGUGCUGAAUCGAAAUCUUGUGCGUUUGCAUUUAAAUUGUAAUCAUCUGCGCACUCUGCCGCCAGGCAUUUUUGAUAGAAUGCACUCGUUGCGAGAAAUACGUCUGGAUUAUAAUCGAUUCCAAGACAUUCCGUAUUCGGCGCUGGCGAGUGCUCGCAAUCUCGAAAUCCUCACAUUGUCCACCAACGAAAUCAUCAACGUCGAUGUGGCGAGUUUCGCCAGUUUAAAGCAUCUGAGAGAGCUGGAUCUGAGCCACAAUAAAAUUGAAACAAUGUCCGGCUUUGCGAUGGCCAAUUUAUCACUUUUGACAUCUGUGGAUCUCAGUCACAAUAAUUUAAAUGCGCUACCGGCGAACUUCUUCGCGCAUUCAUCUUUAUUGCGAAGAGUCGAUUUAUCGGAAAAUAAAUUUCGACAAAUACCCGCGGUCGCUCUCUCGGGUCAGAAUCUCCCCGGUCUUGCAUGGCUAAAUCUUACCCGGAAUCCUUUAAAUAGAAUCCACGAUCUGCCAUCGGAAGCAAUGUAUCCUAUUCUCCAGGAAGUGCACAUAUCCGGCACGAAUCUCAGUAUAGUAACCUCGCAAGACUUCGAGGCCUUUCCGGCAUUGCUGCACCUUUAUUUAGGGCAGAAUGGCAUUCUUCGAGUAUCGCCAGGCGCGUUUCGAAGCCUGCCGAAUCUACUCACUCUUCAUCUCGGCAUGAACAGUUUAGAGAUCCUGCCAAAGGAGAGACUUCAGGGUAUGGAACACUUGCGCAUACUCAAUUUAACGCAUAACCGUCUGAAAGAGCUCGAGGAGUUUCCGGAAGAUCUCAAAUCACUUCAAAUACUGGACUUGUCCUACAAUCAAAUCGGCAUCGUCGGCAAAGUGACGUUCAAGAAUUUAAUUAGCCUGAUCGAGCUGCAUCUUUACGGUAACUGGAUAAACGCCAUCUCCAGCGAGGCAUUUAGACCCCUGAAGAAGUUACGUCUACUUGACUUGAGUAGGAAUUACUUGGAAAAUUUGCCACUGAACGCUUUCCGGCCACUCGAGACGCAAAUAAGGAGCCUGCGGGCUGAAGAGAACCCCUUACACUGUGGCUGCGAAUCGCAAGAGUUGUGGGAAUGGUUAAGGGAUCAUCAGAAACUGGUGAGUGGAGUCGGUGGGGGUCGUAGCCGCGGAAGAAAUGGCGUCGGAGUCGGUGACGUCGAGGGUGGUUUGUUAAGAUGCGAACAGCCGCCUGAGCUACGGGGUCUCGUCUUCCUCGAUCUUGACCCCCACGCCUUCUGUUCCGCUCCACUGGUUUUGAAACUCGCAAUUCAAGACAUUCAGCCCUUCUCCGUUCUGGUAUCGUGGCAGAGCAGAAAUCAUUCCGGCCUCCAUGGAUACCAAGUGGCGUACCACGCCUUGGAUAAUGUCGACGAGGUACGAGGUAAGCUGCUGGAUCCAAAGGCACGCUCGGUGAGAUUGACAAAGUUGGUGUCUGACACGCGCUAUCUGAUUUGCGUACUCGGCUUAGGCAGUUGGGGUACGCCAAUCCCGGAGGACAUCGGUUCCUGGCAAUGGAAUGCCUCGCAUGACGACGUGAUCGUAGGAUCCUCGCUGCCCGUGAUGGUGAAUUCACCUACGAGCCGGUGCACCGAGGUCAGAACUUUGGACGCGCCCGAUUCGGUUGUGGGCGAUGGUACGGUGAGCGAUAGAGGCGGUCUGGCGAGUAUCCUCACGAGACGGCUAGGCCUGAUCGUAGGCAGCUGCAUGGGCUUCGUCGUCUUCGUGGUGCUAAUUUCCGUUCUGGGUUACAUGAAGAUGAAAAAGCAACGCGCGACGAUUAAGCGAGAUCAACCGUUGUCCUCGAAUCCGCCAGAAUACAUGUCUUACAGGCACUUCUCCUUGCAAAGCGGCGACAGAGCGGAGAACGCAUGUCCGAGUUUCAUCAGCAACAUCGGACCGCCAUCCCUCGGUUCGUAGCAAAAGGCGAAGGAGUCUCGAAAAGAGACCGCUCAACACGACAUUGAAAUGAAAACCAUGUCGACUUGUACCAGUAUCUAUAGCUAAUAAUCGCGCGGGUAAAAGAGACGUGUCGAUGACAUUUGCGUAUUGUCGUCGAAAAUGUGACAAGAAACGAGACGGCCGUGUGGAUUGGGCGUCCGAACUAUUUGCGCGUAAUUAAAAUAUUACGUCGGAAUUGUUUUGAGUAAUCAAAUGUGAAAUCAUCGAUUAUAUAAUCGUCGAUUACAUAGUGUGUGAUGAUGUCGUGAUAAUUUUAUUCCGCUGUCACGACGAUCGAUCAACGUAAUUUCUUUUAUUUGGAGUACGUAAUCUAGGUAAGAUACUGAUAUACGCAUACUGUUCGAUCUUUUGUAGCGAAUGAUCAAAUCGACACCAAUCGAUAAAAAUUUUUUAAUCGACAGCGAUACAUCAACAAUGUAGAAGAAUUUUUGUACUAUCUCAUCAAACCACACUACCGCUCUCGUGAUUAUCUGCUCAUCAUUAUACCAAGAGAAAAAUGCGAUAAAGCAAAGUGCCAAAAAACCGUGGAUACAAUGCUUUCAUUAACAGCGCGAUUUCUACUACGAGAAUAUCUUCGAAUGACUUAAUCUUAUCAUACAUCGGCGGGAAGCGAUGGUGCGCGACUUAAACGCGUUUAAAAGCCUUGUGCCAAAAAAAACUGUAAAACGUAAAAAAUUCCGAGGAUUCCGAGGAUUCCUCCUGCAAGAGAAUCAAAUGCGCGCGAUAAAUUAACUUGGACAAGAAAUUUUUUUCCAAGAAGAGUAUUCUUCACGAGAAGAGAAAUGUUUUUUACGACGCGUAUCAUGAAAACCGGCUGUCAGCGGCGAGUAAUUCCGCUGCUUUACCG
Messenger RNA from Camponotus floridanus (Florida carpenter ant), 7055 nucleotides. Its product is annotated as chaoptin. The record is from RefSeq and is a predicted model, not a curated record. Gene Ontology annotation, molecular function: protein binding. NCBI's taxonomy places the organism in Eukaryota, Metazoa, Arthropoda, Insecta, Hymenoptera, Formicidae. The transcript has 6 exons. The coding region runs from base 1931 to 6166 and encodes 1411 amino acids. Gene Ontology annotation, cellular component: extracellular matrix.